Penicillium macrosclerotiorum is the source of this 606-nucleotide messenger RNA. RefSeq names its product Arf family GTPase SAR1 (gene sar1). Gene Ontology annotation, cellular component: COPII vesicle coat; endoplasmic reticulum exit site. Gene Ontology annotation, biological process: vesicle organization; intracellular protein transport; membrane organization. The transcript is spliced from 4 exons. Gene Ontology annotation, molecular function: GTP binding; GTPase activity. Lineage: Eukaryota; Fungi; Ascomycota; Eurotiomycetes; Eurotiales; Aspergillaceae. The record is from RefSeq and is a predicted model, not a curated record. Bases 1 to 606 code for a protein of 201 amino acids.
AUGUGGAUCAUCAACUGGUUUUACGAUGUCCUUGCCUCGCUUGGUCUCCUGAACAAGCACGCCAAGCUUCUGUUCCUCGGUCUCGACAAUGCCGGCAAGACCACGCUGCUGCACAUGUUGAAGAAUGACCGUGUCGCCGUCCUAUCCCCUACUGCUCACCCGACCUCUGAGGAGCUGGCCAUCGGCAACAACCGAUUCACCACUUUCGACCUGGGUGGUCACCAGCAGGCCCGUCGUCUGUGGAAGGACUACUUCCCUGAAGUCAGUGGCAUCGUCUUCCUGGUCGAUGCUAAGGACUACGAGCGUUUCCCCGAGUCCAAGGCCGAGCUUGACGCCCUGCUUGCCAUGGAGGACCUCGCCAAGGUCCCCUUCCUUGUCCUCGGCAACAAGAUCGACCACCCCGACGCUGUCAGCGAGGACGAGCUCCGCCACCAGCUGGGUCUUUACCAGACUACUGGCAAGGGCAAGGUUCCUCUCGAGGGCAUCCGGCCGAUCGAGCUGUUCAUGUGCAGUGUCGUCAUGCGCCAGGGUAAGUUGCAGCGCCACCUCCAAUCUGGCCACGCAGUCGUAGUGCCAUACGCAUACAGACAGCAAACUGACUUCUGA